GUUUUGUUUCCUGACUGUAACCCGACCUGAGACGCUGGAGAAGGAGCAGACUGGGAUAAAGAAGCUACUACAUGAUGUCAUCAAAUGAAGAAGAUUAUGUGGUCCGGAUCAGAGGACUUCCCUGGAAUUGCACACAGGAAGAGGUGGCCAGUUUCUUCUCCGAUUGUGAAAUCGUGGGAAAUGUCGAUGGUGUGUGUCUGACCUACUCUAAAGAUGGCCGCUCCACUGGCGAGGCCUUUAUUGAGCUAAAAACGUCAGAAGAUUACAAGAACGCUCUUGCCAAGGAUCGUAAAUACAUGGGACACAGAUACGUAGAAGUGUUUAAGUCAAAGCAUAGUGAAAUGGACUGGGUGCUGAAACGUAGCGGUCCUCCUCCUCCUGACAGCUGCAAUGGCUGCGUAGUGAAAUUGAGAGGGCUGCCAUUUGGCUGCAGCAAGGAGGAAAUUCUCCAGUUCUUUUCAGGGUUGAGAAUCGUGCCAAAUGGGAUAACUCUGCCAAUGGACUACCAGGGGAGGAGCACAGGGGAAGCCUUCGUGCAGUUUGCCUCAAAGGAGAUAGCAGAAAAGGCUCUGGGGAAACACAAGGAAAGAAUAGGGCACAGGUACAUAGAAAUCUUUAAGAGCAGUCACUGGGAGAUCAAAUUCCAUCAUGACGUUCCCCGGCGGGGAAUGGGAGGCCAGAGACCAGGGCCCUAUGACAGGCCUGUGAUGUCCGGCCCAAAGAGUGGGCUUUAUGGGCCUGGUCGCAGUGGGACUCUGAUGGACAACAUGAGGAGUGGAGGUGGUUAUGGAGGAGGCUACAGUAGCUUUGACAACUACAAUGGUUUCAGCAACUAUUGUUAUGGCAACGGCAUGUUUGAUGACCGAGUGAGAGAGCGGGGAAUGAGAGGAAUUGGAGGCCACGGUUAUAGUGGACACUCAGAAAGUAGCUCAGGUUUUCACAGUGGUCAUUUUGUGCACAUGAGGGGUUUGCCUUUCCGUGCCACAGAAGGAGACAUUGCUAAAUUCUUUGCUCCUUUGCAUCCACUGAGAAUUCACAUCGACGUGGCACCUAACGGCAGAUCAACUGGGGAGGCCGAUGUGGAGUUUCGCACCCAUGAAGACGCUGUGGCAGCCAUGUCUAAGGACAAGAAUAACAUGCAGCAUCGUUAUAUUGAGCUCUUCCUGAACUCAACUGCUGGUGGAGCAUCUGAAAUGAGUCGUGGCAGCUACUACGAUUCAGGAGCCAGAAGCUCACGAAGCAGCGGGCUACGAGGCAUUUACUGAUGAUGUCACGUCACUUUUCUGAUACAUCCUGGCUUUUAUUUGUAUUUCUUAAGGCCACGUUUAAUCAACAAGCAUUUCCUUAAGGAGGAAAGCUGUGUGACACGUUUUUCGGUGCAGGACUGAUGUACUUCACCUGACAUACAGUUCUURUCAGCUGUACUAUUUUCCACAUCAUAACCAAACCAAAUGAAGAAACAGCUUCUUACCCUUAAAACGUAGAAGCUUUUAUGUUUUCUUAUUAGUGACAAUUGGAUAUGUUAUUAAAACUUUUUUUUUUUUUAAACUAGUUGCAUCUUGUAAUGGAAAUCAAACAUUUCCAGUUUGGUUUUAGUGCUCUUAACAGACUCAGUUUUCAGAACCAAGCCUUCUUCAUAGAUUGAAUUGCCGUGGCGUUUGUUAAAUGUUUAAAGAAAAGUCAGAYGGCGCCACAGCAUCGUCAUGUGGAAUGUGAUCAAACAUGGAUGAGACGUGAAGAAUGACUACAAACCUUUCUUUAUUCAGGCUCUUCUUUCUAAAAAAAAGGCCUGUUUUGUUUAUUCAAGUUGAACUUUUUCUUUGUAAGACCAUCUGGACACGGAAAGAAAAAUUUAUAUCCAGUUUCAGAUCAGUUUUCCUGGUUUGAAUUCUUUCAUAAACGGUGCGGUGUGCUUUUUAUAAAUGUUUUCACAGUUCUUUACAGAAGACUUGAGUUGAAUAUUGUGUUCCACUCUUAAUGAGAGGAAGUGAAACAAAAUCUCUAUAUUUGAGCUGUAACAUAGCCUAUGAAGCUGUUGUACAUUUGCUUAAUAAAUUUUUUAUGUAAAUGUC
Molecule: messenger RNA, 2072 nt
Organism: Austrofundulus limnaeus
Lineage: Eukaryota; Metazoa; Chordata; Actinopteri; Cyprinodontiformes; Rivulidae
Gene: hnrnph3
Product: heterogeneous nuclear ribonucleoprotein H3 (2H9)
Exons: 11
Coding region: 72-1265 (397 amino acids)
Molecular function (GO): RNA binding
Source: RefSeq, a predicted model, not a curated record